This is a messenger RNA of Ipomoea nil (Japanese morning glory), 3206 nucleotides long. Its product is annotated as cation-chloride cotransporter 1-like. The transcript has 13 exons. Gene Ontology annotation, biological process: transmembrane transport; monoatomic ion transport. NCBI's taxonomy places the organism in Eukaryota, Viridiplantae, Streptophyta, Magnoliopsida, Solanales, Convolvulaceae. The coding region runs from base 93 to 3059 and encodes 988 amino acids. Gene Ontology annotation, cellular component: membrane. Gene Ontology annotation, molecular function: chloride:monoatomic cation symporter activity. The record is from RefSeq and is a predicted model, not a curated record.
CGCAUUCCUCAUACGCAUGAUCGCAAAUUUGGAAACGUAUUUACUCACAUUUGUAGAGUAAUUCAAAUCAAUUGGUGCUCUGGAGCUAUUGAAUGGAGAGUGGAGGAGGAGGAGGGGGCCGCGAGAUUGAACGCUCCGAGGAGAAUGCAGUUUUCUCGCCGGGGCGGAGCAAGUAUAGGCAGGUGGUGGCGCAGGACCAUGAUCGGGCCGUGCUCGAGAUGUCGUCUAUUGAUCUCGGAUCUUCCUCUCUUUCCUAUCCCCCUCACGAUCUCAAUAAAAUUAAAGUUGGUGAGCAAGCAAAGGUGUCCUCCCAUGGAAGUGCAGGUUCUUUACCUAAUUAUGGAAGUGUCAAUGUAAAUGGAGCCCAGACAGAAUCAAAGUUAGAAUUAUUUGGCUUUGAUUCUCUUGUCAAUAUUCUAGGUCUUAAGAGUAUGGUAGGGGAUCAAAUGCCAAGCCCAUCACAUCUCCGUGAUGGUGAUGAUGCAACUAUUGAGCGCCAAAGGCCUGUUGCUGUCAAAUUAGGAACAAUGAUGGGAGUUUUUGUGCCAUGCUUGCAAAAUAUUAUGGGAAUCAUCUACUAUAUACGAUUUUCCUGGAUUGUUGGAAUGGCCGGUAUUUUUCAGUCAUUGUUGCUAGUUGCCUUUUGUGGGUCUUGUACUUUCCUAACUACAAUAUCACUGAGUGCCAUUGCAACUAAUGGUGCAAUGAAGGGUGGUGGACCAUACUAUCUUAUUGGGCGUGCAUUGGGUCCAGAGGUUGGUGUUAGUAUUGGGCUGUGUUUUUUCCUGGGGAAUGCAAUAUCUGGAGCUAUGUAUGUACUGGGAGCUGUAGAGACCUUCUUGAAUGCUGUGCCAGAGGCAGGAAUUUUUAGAGAGACUGUCACAGAAGUUAAUGGUGCUACAGUUGCACCCAUCAUGAAACCAAGCUUAUAUGACUUGCAGAUAUAUGGGGUUGUUGUGACUAUUAUUCUGUGCUUCAUAGUAUUUGGUGGUGUCAAAAUGAUCAAUCGUGUUGCACCGGCUUUCCUUAUCCCUGUCUUAUUCUCAUUAUGCUGCAUAUUUCUUGGCUUAUUUUUGGCGAGGAAGGAUUAUCCAACAGUUGGAUUCACGGGGUUGAGUUUGGAAUCUUUUAAAGACAACUGGACCUCUGAUUACCAGAUGACGAAUGAUGCUGGUAUUCCAGAUCCUAAGGGGGAUAUAUACUGGAGUUUCAAUUCAUUGGUAGGUCUAUUUUUCCCAGCUGUGACUGGGAUCAUGGCAGGCUCUAAUCGUUCAUCCUCACUAAAGGACACCCAGCGUUCUAUUCCCGUUGGAACCUUAGCUGCAAAUGUGACAACCACUACCUUAUAUGUUAUUACUGUGUUUUUCUUUGGAUCUGUGGCAACUCGACAGAAGCUUUUGACUGACAGGUUAUUAACAGCUUCAGUUGCUUGGCCUUUCCCGGCAGUUGUUUAUGCGGGCAUCAUUCUUUCCACCUUGGGUGCAGCUCUUCAGAGCUUAACUGGUGCUCCCCGCCUUCUUGCAGCUAUAGCAAAUGAUGACAUUCUUCCUGUUCUUAAUUACUUCAGGGUGGCGGAUGGGGGUGAGCCUAAUAUGGCUACACUCUUCACUGCCUGCAUUUGUAUUGGAUGUGUUAUUAUUGGGAAUCUGGACCUUAUCUCACCAACCACAACAAUGUUUUAUCUUCUAUGCUAUGCUGGUGUGAAUUUAUCCUGUUUUCUUCUGGACCUUUUAGAUGCUCCUAGCUGGCGUCCUCGGUGGAAAUUCCACCACUGGAGUCUUUCUCUUGUUGGAGCAUUACUUUGUAUAGUUACCAUGUUUUUAAUAUCAUGGACAUUCACUGUGGUGUCCUUGGGCCUAGCAGCUCUCAUCUAUUACUAUGUCUGCCUCAAGGGAAAAGCUGGGGACUGGGGUGAUGGUUUCAAGAGUGCAUAUUUUCAGCUUGCUCUGCGUAGCCUACGCUCUCUCGGAGCAACACAGGUGCACCCAAAGAACUGGUACCCUAUACCCCUCAUAUUCUGUCGGCCUUGGGGCACGCUACCGGAGAAUGUACCUUGUCAUCCUAAGCUUGCUGACUUCGCCAACUGCAUGAAGAAAAAAGGAAGGGGAAUGUCCAUUUUUGUUUCAAUCAUGGACGGCGAUUACCAUGAAUGUGCCGAGGAUGCGAAGGCCGCUUGUAAGCAGCUAAGUACAUAUAUCGACUACAAGAGCUGCGAAGGCGUAGCAGAAAUUGUUGUGGCCCCAAACAUGUCAGAAGGGUUUAGAGGCAUCGUCCAGUUGAUGGGGCUUGGAAAUCUGAAGCCAAACAUAAUCGUGAUACGCUACCCAGAAAUUUGGCGUAGCGAGAAUCUAACCGAAAUCCCAGCCACCUUUGCUGGUAUAAUAAACGACUGCAUUGUUGCGAACAAAGCAGUGGUGAUUGUGAAAGGACUAGACGAGUGGCCUAACGAGUAUCAGAGACAGUACGGCACCAUUGAUUUGUACUGGAUCGUCAGAGACGGGGGGCUUAUGCUCCUCCUUUCCCAGCUCCUCCUCACCAAAGAGAGCUUCGAGGGGUGCAAGAUUCAGGUCUUCUGCAUCGCGGAGAAAGAUUCGGAUGCGGAGGAACUGAAGGCGGAUGUGAGAAAAUUCCUUUACGAUCUCCGGAUGCAAGCUGAGGUGAUUGUGAUUUCAUUGAAGUCAUGGGAGGAAGUCCCGGCAGGGGAGCAUCGAGAAUCGCAGGAGGCAUUCACGGCUGCCCAGCAGAGAAUUGCUAGCUACUUGGCGGAGAUGAAGGUGAAGGCUGGUGGGAAACAAGGGAGUCCUUUAAUGGCUGAUGGAAAGGCUGUGGUUAUGAAUGAGCAACAAGUGCAGAAGUUCCUAUACACAGCCUUGAAGCUUAACUCCACAAUUCUCAACUAUUCCAGAAUGGCUGCGGUUGUGCUUCUAAGCCUACCGCCUCCUCCUCUCAACCACCCUGCUUACUUUUACAUGGAGUAUAUGGACCUGUUGGUGGAAAAUGUGCCUAGGUUGUUGAUAGUCCGGGGGUAUCGUAGAGAUGUUGUUACAUUGUUUUCCUAGUUGCUCACUUGCUCAUUCAUCAUUUUUUUUUUAUAUGCUGCGGGCGUUUUCUUAGUACCUACCCCUUUUAGUCUUGGUUCAAAUUUUCCUUUUUGUUUUGGGGGUAUAAAAUUGUAUACUAUAUAUCAUUCAUUCUUUUUAGUGCUU